Podarcis raffonei (Aeolian wall lizard) is the source of this 2575-nucleotide messenger RNA. Its product is annotated as vomeronasal type-2 receptor 26-like. Gene Ontology annotation, biological process: G protein-coupled receptor signaling pathway. The transcript has 6 exons. The record is from RefSeq and is a predicted model, not a curated record. Gene Ontology annotation, molecular function: G protein-coupled receptor activity. Gene Ontology annotation, cellular component: membrane. Lineage: Eukaryota; Metazoa; Chordata; Lepidosauria; Squamata; Lacertidae. Bases 1 to 2154 code for a protein of 717 amino acids.
AUGGUGCCCCAAGUCCAAAGUGUUAAAUGCACAACAAAUCACCCUAUUCCUGUUCCACACGAGUGGCAUGAGCCAGGUGACCUGGUCAUUGGUGCAAUAGCAUCUCAUAUCUAUUACAUAGUCCCCAAAUUUUCCUUCAAGAAACACCCUUUUCAAAGCUUCAUUGGCAUCCCAAUGGUGAUGACAAAGUUUUACCAGCACAUGCUGGCCUUCGUAUUUGCUGUUUAUGAAAUCAAUGAGAAUCCCAGGAUAUUGCCCAAUGUCUCUCUUGGGUUCCACAGCUAUGAUAGCUAUUUUAAUUCAAGAAUGACAUACCGAACCACUUUGGACCUGCUCUUUAAAUCACAUCACUUUCUUCCCAACUACAACUGUGUUAUCCAGAAAAAUGUAAUAGGAGUCAUUGGGGGACUUGGCUUUGAUACUACCUGGUGCAUGGCAAAUGUGUUAGGCCUUUACAAGAUUCCACAGAUUUCAUAUGGCUCAUUUGAACCAGCCAUAAAUCAUCAAACCAAGUUCCCUUCUUUUUACCGCAUGGUCCCCAAUGAAGGCCUUCAGUAUCAGGGAAUUAUCCAGUUACUUCUGCAUUUCAGGUGGAAAUGGGUUGGGCUCAUCACUCCAGCUAAUGAUGCAGGAGAGCGCUUCUUAGAGGCAAUUGAACCAAUGCUUUUCAAGAAUGGAAUCUGUUCAGAAUUCACAGAACGAGUCGAACCAAAUAUGCAUUAUUCCGGUAACAUGCUAGAAAAAAGGGUUUUGUUACCAAAUUUCAUGAAGAGCAAAGCCAACGCAGUUCUUAUAUAUGGAGAAAGUCUAUCUAUUAUAUGGUUGUCAAGUGCUAUAAAGACAAUGGAGGUAGCUGAGCUACUACUUUCUCCUAAGAAGUUACGGGCAGGAAAACUCCACUCAUUCCUGCAGAGAAUCUCAUUCAACAACAGUGCUGGGGAUGAAAUCACAUUAAACGAAUAUGGAGAGUUAGCAGCUGGCUUUGAUAUUACCAACUUGGUCACUUUCCCAAAUCAUUCCUACAUCAGAGUCAAAGUGGGAAGGCUAGAUCCUCAGGCCCCUCCUGGCAAACAGCUCACCAUUAAUGAAGACAGAAUCAAAUGGCACAGGCGCUUCACUAAGGUGCCACCCCCUUCUGUAUGUAAUGACAUCUGCCAUUCUGGAUACGGGAAGAAAAAGAAGGAGGGGAAGAAGUUUUGCUGCUAUGACUGUGAUCAAUGUCCAGAAGGAAUGAUCUCAAAUGAGAAAGACAUGGAAACAUGUGUCAGUUGCCCAGCAGAUCAAUAUCCAAACAAAGACCAGGAUCUAUGCAUUCCUAAGAUUCCAAACUUCUUAGCUUUUCAUGAAACGUUGGCCAUUGUUUCAGCUACUCCGGCACUUCUAUUCUCUCUGAUCACAAUUCUGGUGCUCAGCAUCUUCAUUAAGCAUCGGGAUACAGCUAUCGUCAAAGCCAACAACAGAAGCCUCACCUAUAUUCUCCUCAUCUCCCUCUUCCUGUGUUUCCUCUGCUCUUUGUUGUUCAUUGGAAAACCUAAUAAGGUGACCUGCCUUCUCCGACAAAACGCUUUUGGCAUUGUCUUCUCUGUGGCCCUCUCUAGCAUCUUAGCCAAAACCAUACUAGUGGUUUUGGCAUUCAUGGCUACCAAACCAGGAUCCAGUAUCAGGAGAUGGGUAGGAAAAGAACUGACUUACUCCAUUGUCCUUUCCUCCUCUAUGGUUCAAGUAGGAAUCUGUGCCUUCUGGCUUGGAGCCUCUCCCCCUUUCCCAGAUUUGGAUACACACUCAAUGAAUGAAGAAAUUGUAGUGUUAUGUAAUGAAGGGUCAAUCCUGAUGUUCUAUUGUGUUUUGGGCUACCUGGGCUUCCUGGCCACUGUCAGUUUCACUGUGGCCUUCUUAGCCAGGAAGUUGCCUGACAGUUUCAAUGAAGCCAAGUUCAUCACCUUCAGCAUGCUGGUCUUUUGCAGUGUUUGGCUCUCCUUUAUUCCAACUUACCUGAGCACCAGAGGAAAAUACAUGGUGGCUGUGGAGAUCUUCUCGAUCUUGGCUUCCAGUACUGGCUUACUGGCUUGCCUCUUUUUCCCAAAAUGCUACAUUAUUGUGGUGAGACCUGACCUUAACAACAGACAGCAGCUGACACAAAAAAAGUAUAAAUGACAGAAUAUUUUGUGGUUCUUUGGGGUCUUGGGCUAUGUGGAUUCGCUUGUAGGUAUCAUUUUCCCUGUAUUUUUCAAAGCAGGAAAUUACCAGAAAAUUUUCUUCCCCACCCUACCUUCUCCUGCAUCUCCAUAGCUGUCCCACAUUUUGGUCAAGGGGCUCUUUCUUUCCUGGGCAAGUCUGGGGAGAACAUAGGUAGUUGCAGAGAGAGGAGAGGGAGAGAAACACAGGAAUAUUGCCUAAUACUGAGAGCAGUUGUCUAUCUAGAAGGAUUGUGCAUUGGAUUUGGCAGUCCUGAGCCAAGUUGGGUCUAUUUGGAAGGAGUUUGGCAUCAGUCAAGAUGAACUGGGACAGCUAUGGAUCACUCCUGGUCAACUUAGAUGCUCCAGAAUUAUCUGUGGCUGUCUUGCAGUGAAUCAGA